Messenger RNA from Labrus bergylta (ballan wrasse), 540 nucleotides. The record is from RefSeq and is a predicted model, not a curated record. Lineage: Eukaryota; Metazoa; Chordata; Actinopteri; Labriformes; Labridae.
UGCAACGGAACUACGAUAGGGUCUGGCACUUCCUGUAAAGCUAGCUGUGGGUAGCGGACAAGCGGUUGAAGAAAUUACUGAUGUUUUUAUGUAAAAUCGUGGUAUAAUUGUCGAGGGACGUGAUAUUCUGGAGCUUCUAAGGGUCAUAUUUAGGAGACGACAAUGAUCCGCUUCAUCCUCAUCCAGAACCGAGCAGGGAAGACGCGACUGGCCAAAUGGUACAUGCAGUUUGAUGAUGAUGAGAAGCAGAAGUUGAUUGAAGAAGUGCAUGCUGUGGUAACUGUCAGAGAUGCCAAGCACACCAACUUUGUGGAGUUCAGGAACUUCAAGAUCAUUUACAGGCGUUAUGCUGGACUGUACUUCUGUAUUUGUGUGGACGUGACUGAUAACAACUUGGCAUACCUAGAGGGAAUUCACAACUUUGUAGAGGUAACUGACACACACACACACACACACACACACACACACACACACACACACACACACACACACACACAGCACAUGAUAUAUGGACGCAGCAAGUGAACUAUGAUGAAUUAC